This is a messenger RNA of Drosophila sechellia, 306 nucleotides long. It is a transcript of the gene Cpr65Ax2, whose product is annotated as Cuticular protein 65Ax2. The coding region runs from base 1 to 306 and encodes 101 amino acids. The transcript is spliced from 2 exons. Gene Ontology annotation, cellular component: chitin-based extracellular matrix. Gene Ontology annotation, molecular function: structural constituent of chitin-based larval cuticle. Lineage: Eukaryota; Metazoa; Arthropoda; Insecta; Diptera; Drosophilidae. The record is from RefSeq and is a predicted model, not a curated record.
AUGAAAUUCGCCAUCGUCCUGUUCGCCCUCUUCGCCGUGGCCUUGGCUGCCCCUACAGAUGUCGAGAUCCUCCGACAGGAUAGCAAAGUUGAAGCCGAUAAUUACACAUAUUCUUUUGGUACAAGCGACGGUACCUCGAAGGACGAGCAGGGUGAGCUGAAGUCCAUCGGCCCCGAUGCGCAGGCCAUCGUAGCCCGAGGCCAGUUCAGCUACACGGGCCCUGAUGGCGUGGUGUACACCGUCUCCUACGUGGCCGAUGAGAACGGAUUCCAACCCCAGGGUAGUCAUCUGCCAGUUGCCGUAUAA